Ahaetulla prasina is the source of this 13385-nucleotide messenger RNA. RefSeq names its product dynein axonemal heavy chain 8 (gene DNAH8). The record is from RefSeq and is a predicted model, not a curated record. Gene Ontology annotation, cellular component: dynein complex. NCBI's taxonomy places the organism in Eukaryota, Metazoa, Chordata, Lepidosauria, Squamata, Colubridae. The coding region runs from base 174 to 13235 and encodes 4353 amino acids. Gene Ontology annotation, biological process: microtubule-based movement. The transcript has 88 exons. Gene Ontology annotation, molecular function: ATP hydrolysis activity; dynein light intermediate chain binding; dynein intermediate chain binding.
UCUUAUUCCAAGGCCAUUCCUAAAGAUUGCAGAGAGGUGCUAGAGUGAGCAUCCAGGGAACUGUUCAACUGAAAAAAAUAGAUAACAUUGACUUCUCAAAAUUCCAGUCUUUUGAGGAAGUGACAGCAGCCACUGCCAAUCCUGAUAUUAUACAUCAAUUGGAGGAUGCACUUAUGAUAUGGUACAAGCAAAUUGAGCAAGUUUUGAUUGAGAGUGAACAGAUGAGAAAGGAAGCUGAUGACUCAGGUCCACUUACCGAAUUAGAGCACUGGAAGCGUAUGUCUGCCAAAUUUAAUUUUAUUAUUGAGCAGAUUAAAGGACAACCUUGCAAAUCUGUCAUAAAUGUUCUCAACGUUUCACGUUCCAAAAUUAUAAAGCUGUGGCGAGAAGUGGAUGCCAGAAUAACAGAUACAGCAAAUGAAUCCAAGGAUAAUGUUAGAUAUCUAUAUACACUUGAAAAAGUUUGUCAGCCACUCUACAAUUAUGAUUUAGUUUCCAUGGCUCACGGAAUACAGAAUCUGAUUAAUGCUAUUAGAAUGAUUCAUAGUGUUUCCAGAUAUUACAAUACCUCUGAAAAAAUGACAUCUCUCUUUAUCAAGGUUACAAAUCAGAUGGUCACAGCAUGUAAAGCAUAUAUUACUGAUGGAGGGUUUAGCCGUGUAUGGGAACAGGAUACUCCAAUAGUAAUUCAGAAAAUUAAGGACUGUAUUUUUUUGUUUAAAGAAUAUCAGAAAAGUUUUCAUAAAACAAGAAAACAAAUUUUGGAAACUUCAGGGGAGAAGACAUUUGAAGUAUCUGAGAUGUACAUUUUUGGCAAAUUUGAAGCUUUCUGUAAAAGGCUAGAAAAAAUAACAGAGAUGAUAACGAUUGUUCAGACCUUUUCUGCACUAAAUAUGUCUACAAUUGAAGGAAUUGAUAUUAUGGCAAUUAAAUUCAAAAAUAUCUACCAAAGUGUUCAAAAGAAGAAAUAUGAUAUCCUUGACCCACGGAAAACAGAAUUUGAUGUAGACUUUGCAGAUUUCAUGACAAAAAUUGAAAAUUUAGAGGUCCAAAUACAGACAUUUAUGGGUGCUUGUUUCGUAAAAAUCUUAUCUUCACAGCAUGCUCUCCAGCUGCUUCAGAGGUUUCAGAAAUUGAACAUGCCAUGUCUUCAGAAUGAAAUUGCAUAUACAAUCGGGCGUAUUCUUCAGCACUAUGUUGCCGAACUUGAAUCAACUAAGAAGCUUUAUCAGGCACAAAAGGAUAAUCCUCCCCUGGCUCGAAACAUGCCACCGGUAGCAGGAAAGAUACUGUGGGUGAGACAACUCUUCAGGCGUAUAAGUGAGCCAAUCAACUAUUUUUAUAAAAACUCAGACAUCUUGGCAAGUGUGGAAGGAAAAGCAGUUGUCCGAUUAUAUAAUAAAAUUUCCUAUGUAUUGGUUGAGUUUGAGGUACUUUAUCACACAGCAUGGAUGAAAGAGAUUUCACAGUUAGAGUAUGCAUUGCAGGUUACACUAUUGGUACGUCACCCUGAAACUGGAAAGCUAUUGGUAAAUUUUGAUCCCAAGAUUUUAGAGAUUGUUCGAGAAACAAAAUGUAUGAUAAAAAUGGGCCUAGAGGUACCAGAGCAGGCAAAGAGGAUAGUCAAAAUUGAAGGAGAAGUAAAAGGAAACAAAUUAUGCUUGGAGAACAUUCUACACUGCUAUGAAAAUUUGUGCCAAGAAGUUCCAACAGUGUUUGUCAACUUGAUGGGACCUAAAAUGAAGAAGGUGGAAUCUGUACUGAGGCAAGGGCUUACUGUUUUAACUUGGUCUUCUCUGACAUUAAAUAGCUUCUUUCAAGACGUUGAUGAAGUUAUGAAAAUGUUUAAUCAACUUUUGAAAAAGAUUAAUGACUUGUGUGAAAUGCAGAUUGACUUAACACUGAAGGACAUAUCAAAUACUCUGCUGCUGAUACUACCUGAAAGUGCAACAAAAGUGGAGGACUUACUGGCACGCAAUGAGGUACACACAAAGGAAUGGGCUGAAAUAUUAAACAAUAAAAGUAGACAUAUAGAAGAUGCUGUACAAGAACUCAUAUCAAUAUUUGAGCACAUUUAUGAAGUUAAACAUGUUAAAAAGCCGAUACCCAAAAAAUUUCACUCACCAGAAGGAAAACAUGUAGCAUUUGGAGGUGGAGAAGAAGAGAGAGUCUCUUCAGGGUCUUCAAUUAUGAUUAGUAGUGAAGAAGCUGAGGACAGUGAAAAAGAGGAUGAGUUUAAAAAGGAAUGCAAAGAGGUAAUUGCAUAUUUUAGCCAUCAGUUGCUGGAUAGCCUGCAGAAAACUACACGAUUAUCCUUAGAUGCUCUUAAAAGAAGAGUAUUUGUUUCAAGCUCUAGCAACUUUGGACGGCUGCCUUAUUUAACUCAGACAACAGUCAAACCUGAAGAUGUUGUUACUUUUCUGAAAGCUGAAGUGCAUUUAGCUAUUCCUCAUGUGGUGAUGGUGCCCAGUUUGGAUGAUAUCCAGCAAGCCCUCAACCGUAUGAUUCAGUUGACCUUGGAUGUAAGCCGUGGUGUGGCUCACUGGGGACAGCAUCACUUGUUAAAAUCCAAUAACCAGGGGGAAAGCAAUGUUCCUGCAUCACCUAGCAUAUUAGGGAAACAAAAAAAAGAAGAAAAAACACUGGAGGAGCAAUUUCCUGCUAGAAAGUUGAGAAAUUUUUAUCCUGGUGUGGCAGAACAUAAGGAUAUAUCCAAAUUAGUUGUGCUUCUGUCCUCAGCAGUAAACUCUGUAAGGAAAGCUGCAAGUGAAGCAUUGCAAGACUUUCAAAAGUAUAAAGCCCUGUGGACAGAAGAUAGGGAUGCUAAAGUUCAGCAAUUUUUGGCCAAUAAUCCAUCUCUGACUGAGAUCCGAUCAGAAAUUCUUCAUUAUGCUACCUUUGAACAGGAAAUAGAAGAUUUAAAACCAACAGUUUCUGUUGGCCCCAUAGAACUCAAUACAGGGCCGAUGAAAUUAGCUCUUUCGAUUGAAGCAAAAGCAUGGAAAAUGUUGCUCUGUCGCUAUUUAAAUGAAGAAUACAAGAAAAAAAUGCAAGACAUGAUAAGUUUUAUAACGGAGUAUCUGAAAAAAUUAUCUCGACCAAUUCGAGAUUUGGAUGAUGUCCGUUUUGCUAUGGAAGCUCUGGCCAAUAUACGUGAUAAAGAAAUAGAAAUGGAUAUGAUAAUGGGACCCAUUGAAGAAGCCUACACAAUUCUGUAUAGAUUUGAAGUUGAAGUAACAAAGGAAGAAUCAGAAGGUGUUGAUACGUUACGGUACUCUUUUAAUAAGCUUCAAAGCAAAGCAGCUAGUGUUCAGGAUGAACUAAUUCAAGUCCAGCCCAAGUUUAAGGGUCAGCUUCUGGAGGCAGUUGAGGUUUUCCGUGAAGAUGUGUCAAAUUAUGAAGUAGCAUAUGAAACGGAAGGACCAAUGGUUCCAAAUACACCACCUCAAGAAGCUAGCAAUAGAUUACAGAUAUUUCAGGCCAACUUUGAUGAGCUCUGGAGGAAGUUUAUUACAUAUUCAUCUGGUGAGCAGCUAUUUGGAUUGCCUGUCACAGACUAUGAAGUUUUGCAUAAAAUCAGGAAAGAGUUGAGUUUGCUUCAGAAAUUAUAUGGUUUGUAUGAUACCGUGAUGAACAAUAUAAGUGGCUAUUAUGAAAUUCUUUGGGGAGAUGUUGAUAUUGAAAAAAUCAAUGCUGAACUUUUGGAGUUUCAAAACAGAUGCCGUAAGCUACCUAAAGGGCUUAAAGACUGGCAAGCAUAUUUAGAUCUUAAAAAACGAAUAGAUGAUUUCAGUGAGUCUUGUCCAUUGCUGGAAAUGAUGACCAACAAGGCUAUGAAACUAAGACAUUGGAACCGGAUUUCUGAAACAACUGGGCACCCAUUUGAUGUGGAAUCUGAUUCCUUUUGCCUUCGGAAUAUCAUGGAAGCACCACUUCUCAAGCAUAAGGAUGAUAUUGAGGACAUCUGUAUAUCUGCUAUUAAAGAGAAGGAUAUUGAAGCUAAACUGGCGCAAGUAGUGGAUAGCUGGGCAUAUCAGGUCUUGAGCUUUUCAGCAUUCAAAGGAAGAGGAGAACUCCUUCUCAAGGGAACAGAAUCUUCUGAAAUUAUCACAAUGAUGGAGGACAGCUUAAUGGUCCUGGGUUCUCUGCUGAGUAACAGAUACAAUGCACCAUUUAAAAAAGAUAUUCAAAACUGGGUGUUCAAACUCAGCACCUCUAGUGAUAUAAUUGAAGAAUGGCUGAUUGUACAAAACCUCUGGGUUUACCUUGAAGCUGUUUUUGUAGGUGGGGAUAUCGCCAAGCAGUUACCCCAGGAAGCAAAACGUUUUCAAAACAUUGAUAAAUCAUGGAUAAAAAUAAUGCAGCGAGCACAUGAAAAUCCCAAUGUCGUUAGCUGUUGUGUUGGAGAUGAAACUAUGGGACAACUUUUACCCCAUUUACAUGAACAAUUGGAAGUAUGCCAGAAGUCACUUACAGGGUAUUUGGAAAAAAAAAGAUUGCUGUUUCCUAGAUUCUUUUUUAUUUCUGAUCCUGCCCUUCUGGAGAUACUUGGACAGGCUAGUGAUUCUCACACUAUUCAGCCACAUCUUCCUGGUUUAUCUGACAAUAUAAAUGAAGUGGAAUUUCACCCAAAGGAUUAUGAUCGCAUUAUGACAGUUGUAUCAAGAGAAGGAGAAAAAAUUCCUUUGGACACCCCAGUAAAUGCAAAAGGACCCGUAGAGCUUUGGCUGCUGGACCUAUUGAAAAUGCAACAGUCUUCAUUACAUUGUGUAAUUCGGGCUGCAUUUUAUCAGAUUAGUGAUCCAGGCUAUCAACUGCUAAAUUUCCUAUAUCAUUUUCCAGCACAGGUAGGAUUGCUGGGAAUUCAGAUGCUAUGGACCCAUGAUUCAGAAGAAGCAUUAACAAAUGCAAAAGAUGAUCGGAAAAUUAUGUCAGUGACCAAUCAGAAAUUUCUGGAUAUUCUAAAUACUCUUAUUAGCCAGACUACUCAUGACCUUUCCAAGUUUGACCGAGUGAAAUUUGAAACCCUUAUCACCAUUCAUGUGCAUCAGCGUGAUAUCUUUGAUGACCUGGUUAAAAUGCAUAUUAAAUCAGUGAGUGAUUUUGAAUGGUUAAAGCAGUGCAGAUUCUACUUCAAGGAAGAUCUUGAUCAGACAUUGGUGUCUAUUACUGAUGUUGAUUUUGUUUAUCAAAAUGAAUUUCUGGGAUGCACAGAUCGUCUCGUCAUUACCCCUUUAACUGACAGAUGUUAUAUUACAUUAGCUCAAGCUUUGGGAAUGAACAUGGGAGGAGCCCCAGCGGGACCUGCAGGGACUGGUAAAACAGAAACAACCAAGGACAUGGGGAAAGCACUGGGGAAAUAUGUAGUAGUAUUUAAUUGUUCGGAUCAAAUGGAUUUCAGAGGAUUGGGACGAAUUUUCAAAGGCCUUGCACAAUCUGGCUCCUGGGGAUGUUUUGAUGAAUUUAACAGAAUUGAAUUACCCGUCUUGUCAGUAGCAGCUCAACAAAUUUACAUCAUUUUGACAGCAAGGAAAGAAAGGAAAAAGCAGUUUAUAUUUUCGGAUGGAGAUAUAGUGGACUUAAACCCUGAGUUUGGAAUUUUUCUGACAAUGAAUCCUGGCUAUGCUGGGCGGCAAGAAUUACCAGAAAACUUGAAAAUUCAAUUUAGAACUGUUGCGAUGAUGGUUCCAGACAGACAGAUCAUCAUGAGAGUGAAACUUGCAAGCUGCGGCUUUAUUGAUAACGUCAUUUUGGCUCAGAAAUUCUUUGUUCUGUAUAAGCUUUGUGAAGAACAGCUUACUAAACAGGUUCAUUAUGAUUUUGGGUUAAGAAAUAUCCUUUCAGUGCUGAGAACUCUUGGAUCACAGAAGAGGGCAAGACCAGAUGACAGUGAAAUGAGUACGGUUAUGAGAGGUCUAAGGGACAUGAACCUCUCUAAACUUGUAGAUGAAGAUGAGCCCUUGUUUCUUAGCCUUAUCAACGAUCUCUUUCCUGGGCUGGUACUGGAUAGUAAUACUUACGUUGACCUUCAAGCAGCAGUUGCAAAUCAGGUUGAUGAGGCAGGACUGAUUAAUCAUCCUCCUUGGAAUCUUAAACUUGUACAGUUAUAUGAAACUUCCAAAGUCCGCCAUGGAUUGAUGACGCUUGGACCAAGUGGAUCUGGGAAAACAGCAGUUAUAACUAUAUUGAUGAGGGCGAUGACAGAAUGUGGAUAUCCUCACAGAGAAAUGCGCAUGAACCCAAAAGCUAUUACAGCCCCUCAGAUGUUUGGCAAACUGGAUACAGCAACAAAUGAUUGGACAGAUGGAAUUUUCUCCACCUUGUGGCGAAAAACCCUUAAAGCCAAGAAAGGGGAGAAUAUUUUUCUGAUUCUAGAUGGCCCAGUAGAUGCAAUUUGGAUUGAAAAUCUGAAUUCGGUGCUUGAUGAUAACAAGACUCUCACUUUAGCAAAUGGAGAUCGGAUUCCAAUGGCUCCUACUUGCAAGUUGCUCUUCGAAGUGCACAAUAUUGAAAAUGCUUCUCCUGCCACAGUUUCCAGGAUGGGUAUGGUGUACAUCAGUUCUUCUGCCCUAACCUGGAGGCCAAUAUUGCAGGGAUGGUUGAAGACUCGUACUCCACAAGAAGCAGAUGUAUUAUUGGGUCUAUAUGACAAAGUUUUUGAUGCAGCAUAUACUUAUAUGAAACUGAAUCUUUCUCCAAAAAUGGAAUUGCUAGAAUGUAACUAUAUCAUGCAGUCUAUUAAUCUUUUGGAAGGCUUGAUACCCUCUAAGGAAGAAGGUGGCAUUGUAUGUCUGGCGCAUCUUCACAAGUUAUUUGUCUUUGGCAUAAUGUGGAGUUUAGGAUCCCUUCUAGAGUUGGAUAGCCGGGAGAAGUUGGAAGCUUUCCUGAGAAACCAUGAAAGCAAACUGGACUUGCCAACAUUUGAUAAAGGGGAAACACAUACAAUGUAUGAGUAUUUUGUUAGUGAUUAUGGUGACUGGAAUCACUGGAAUAAAAAGGUUCAGGAAUAUAUUUAUCCAACUGACAGUAUUCCUGAGUAUUCUUCUAUUCUAGUUCCAAAUGUAGACAAUGUCAGAACACAAUUUUUGAUGGAUACAAUAGCAAAGCAACACAAAGCAGUAUUGCUCAUUGGUGAACAAGGAACUGCAAAGACUGUAAUGAUUAAAGGUUAUUUAAAAAAAUAUGACCCAGAAGAACAGUUAUCAAAAUGUUUAAAUUUUUCUUCAGCAACAGAGCCUGGAAUGUUUCAGAGGACAAUAGAAAGUUAUGUGGACAAGCGGAUGGGCAGUACCUAUGGACCUCCAGGGGGCAGAAAAAUGACCAUAUUCAUUGAUGACAUUAACAUGCCCAUUAUAAAUGAAUGGGGAGAUCAGGUAACAAAUGAAAUAGUACGUCAGAUGAUGGAAAUGGAAGGAAUGUAUAGUUUGGAUAAACCUGGAGACUUUACUACAAUUGUUGACGUGCAACUUAUAGCGGCAAUGAUUCACCCAGGAGGAGGUCGAAAUGACAUCCCACAACGCUUAAAGAGGCAGUUUACUGUAUUUAAUUGCACCCUUCCAUCUAAUGCCUCCAUUGAUAAAAUAUUUGGAAUAAUUGGCUGUGGAUAUUUUCAUUCAUGUAGAAAUUUCAAGCCCGAAAUAAGUGAUAUGAUAAUGAAAUUGGUAUCCGCUGGUAGAAUAUUGUGGCAAUGGACUAAGAUAAAGAUGCUGCCUACACCAUCCAAAUUUCAUUAUAUCUUCAACCUGCGUGAUCUUUCCAGAAUUUGGCAAGGCAUGUUAACAAUUAAAUCAGAAGAAUGUACAAGUAUUCAUACACUUCUGGCUCUAUUUAAACAUGAAUGUACCCGUGUAAUUGCUGACAGAUUUAUUACCGAAGAUGAUGAAGAAUGGUUUGACAGAAAUUUUGGUAGAGUAAUUGAAGAACAUGUGGAUGCAGACUUAGUAUCACAAGUUCCAGCUGAACCAUAUUUUGUAGAUUUUUUGCGGGAUAUGCCUGAGCCAACGGGUGAAGAACCAGAAGAUUUUGUGUUUGAAGCACCCAAAAUUUAUGAAAUGGUUCCAUCUCUUGAAUUUUUAUCCGAUAAAUUACAGUUCUACCAAAGACAAUAUAAUGAAAAUGUUCGAGGUGGAUUGCUUGAUCUGGUGUUUUUCAAAGAUGCUAUCACACAUCUUGUUAAGAUCUCCCGAAUAAUCCGGACAGCAUGUGGAAAUGCUUUACUUGUAGGAGUUGGUGGUUCUGGAAAACAGAGUCUUUCUAGGCUUGCUUCUUUUAUAGCUGGAUACAAAAUCUUUCAGAUAACUUUAACAAGGUCCUACAAUGUGACCAAUCUAACAGAUGACUUAAAGAACUUAUAUAGAGUUGCUGGUGCUGAGGGAAAAGGAAUCACAUUUAUUUUCACCGACAAUGAAAUAAAAGAUGAAGCAUUUCUUGAAUAUCUUAAUAAUCUGCUUUCUUCCGGAGAGAUCUCCAAUUUAUUUCCUCGAGAUGAAUUGGAUGAAAUAACUCAAGGACUUAUAUCUGUAAUGAAAAAAGAGCUGGCACGAGUUCCCCCAACGUUUGAUAAUCUUUAUGAAUAUUUUAUAUCACGGUCAAGAAAAAACCUCCAUGUGGUACUCUGCUUUUCUCCUGUUGGUGAAAAAUUUCGUGCACGGUCUUUGAAGUUUCCUGGUCUUAUAUCUGGAUGUACUAUGGAUUGGUUUACUCAGUGGCCCAAGGAAGCCCUUGUUGCUGUGUCACAAUAUUUUCUGUCAGGUUUCAAUAUUGUCUGUUCUGCUGAAGUUAAAGCACAUGUGGUAGAAACAAUGGGCAUCUUUCAUGACCUAGUGUCAGAAAGCUGUGACAAUUACUUUCAAAGAUAUCGCCGAAGAGCUCAUGUCACUCCCAAAUCUUAUCUUUCUUUCAUCAAUGGCUACAAAGAAGUUUAUGCUGAAAAACUGUUCAGCAUUAACGAACAAGCUGAGCGUAUGAAUAUAGGCCUUGCUAAACUAAUGGAGGCUAGUGAAUCUGUUGCUAAACUCUCUCAGGACCUGGCAGUAAAAGAAAAGGAAUUGGCGUUGGCUUCUGUCAAAGCAGACAAAGUACUGGCAGAAGUGACUGUAAGUGCUGAGGCUUCAGCUAAAGUGAAGAAUGAAGUUCAAGGGGUAAAAGACAAAGCCCAGAAGAUUGUAGAUGAAAUUGACUCAGAGAAAGUGGUAGCGGAGGCAAAGCUGGAGGCAGCCAGACCUGCCUUAGAAGAAGCUGAAGCCGCUUUGAAUACUAUCAAACCUGCAGACAUUGCAACAGUUCGGAAACUUGCCAAGCCACCUCAUCUGAUUAUGAGGAUCAUGGAUUGUUGUCUAUUGCUAUUCCAAAAGAAAAUUGAUCCAGUUACCAUGGAUCCAGAAAGGCCUUGCUUAAAACCAUCCUGGAGUGAAUCAUUGAAACUAAUGAGUGGACCAUUUCUCCAGAGUCUCCAACAGUUUGCCAAGGAUAUGAUCAAUGAAGAGAUGGUUGAAUUAUUGCAGCCUUAUUUUCAAAUGGAGGAUUAUACUUUUGAGAAUGGCAAAAAAGUCUGUGGUAAUGUGGCAGGGCUGCUUUCUUGGACCCUGGCCAUGGCAACAUUUUACAGCAUAAACAGAGAUGUGUUGCCUCUUAAGACUAACUUAGCAAAACAAGAAGGACGCUUGAAAAUAGCCAAUACAGAAUUGGGGAAGGCACAAUCAUUGCUAGAUGAGAAGCAAGCAGAGCUGGACAAAGUGCAAGCCAAAUUUGAUGCAGCAAUGCAGGAGAAGAUGGACCUCUUGAAUGAUGCUGACAUGUGCAGGAGAAAGAUGCAGGCUGCCUCUGCCCUGAUCGAUGGCUUGAGUGGAGAGAAAAUCCGGUGGACUCAACAAAGUAAAGAGUUCCGAGCCCAGAUAAAUAGACUUGUGGGAGAUGUGUUACUUUGCACAGGCUUCCUUUCCUACUGUGGCCCUUUUAAUCAGAUAUUCCGGAAUCUCUUGCUUAAAGACUUAUGGGAGACAGAGAUGAGAUCACGAAAAAUCCCUUUUACCGAAAAUCUGAAUAUCAUUUCAAUGUUGGUAGAUCCUCCUACGAUCAGUGAGUGGAAUCUGCAAGGGCUUCCAGGAGAUGAACUCUCAGUUCAAAAUGGCAUCAUUGUUACAAAAGCAACCAGAUACCCACUUUUGAUAGAUCCACAAACUCAAGGGAAAACAUGGAUUAAGCAGAAAGAAAAGGACAAUGAUUUACAAGUGACAACUUUGAAUCAUAAAUAUUUCCGUACGCACUUAGAGGAUGCCCUCUCUCUGGGAAGGCCACUUUUAAUAGAGGAUAUCAGGGAAGAAUUAGAUCCUGCCCUUGAUAAUAUAUUAGAAAAGAACUUCAUUAAAUCAGGAUCUUCUUUCAAGGUGAAAGUUGGAGAUAAAGAAGUAGAUGUCAUGACUACUUUUAAACUUUAUAUUACCACAAAAUUGCCCAAUCCUGCCUUCACUCCUGAGAUUAAUGCUAAAACAUCAGUAAUUGAUUUUACUGUUACAAUGAAAGGACUUGAAAAUCAGUUAUUGAAGAGAGUAAUUCUCACGGAGAAACAGGAACUAGAAGCCGAAAGAAUUAAACUCAUGGAAGAUGUGACUUAUAAUAAGAGGAAAAUGAAAGAACUAGAAGAUAAUCUCCUUUAUAAAUUAACUACAACUAAAGGUUCUUUGGUGGAUGAUGAAUCACUAAUCGGUGUUUUGAGAACCACUAAACAAACAGCUACAGAGGUAUCUGAAAAACUAGAAGUUGCAGGAGAAACUGAGAAAAAAAUUAACACUGCUCAAGAGGAAUAUCGUCCUGCUGCUACACGAGGGAGCAUUCUUUAUUUUCUGAUCACUGAAAUGAGCAUGGUUAAUAUGAUGUAUCAGACUUCCCUAGCCCAGUUUUUAAAGCUGUUUGAUCAAUCCAUGGCUAGAUCUGACAAGACUCCUAUUCCACAGAAAAGGAUCACAAAUAUUAUUGAGUACUUGACAUAUGAAACAUUCACAUAUUCUGUUAGAGGCCUGUAUGAAAAUCACAAAUUUCUUUUUACCUUGCUUUUGACAUUAAAAAUUGAUCUUCAGAGGGGCCAGGUCAAACCAAAAGAAUUCCAGGCACUCAUUAAAGGGGGUGCUGCAUUGGAUCUAAAAGCUUGUCCUCCCAAACCAUUCCGAUGGAUUCUAGAUAUGACAUGGCUCAAUCUGGUAGAACUAAGCAAACUACCCCAGUUUUCAGAAAUUAUGAAUCAGAUAUCCCGUAAUGAGAAGGGAUGGAAAAAUUGGUUUGAUAAAGAUGCUCCAGAGGAAGAAACUAUUCCUGAUGGAUAUAGUGAUUCACUAGAUACCUGUCGCAAAUUAUUGCUUAUCAGGUCUUGGUGCCCAGACCGCACACUUUCUCAGGCCAGAAAGUAUAUUGGAGAUUCCUUGAGUGAGAAGUAUACGGAACCUGUCAUCUUAAACUUAGAAAAAACAUGGGAAGAAAGUGAUAGAAGGACACCUCUCAUUUGCUUCCUGUCUAUGGGAUCUGACCCAACGAACCAAAUUGAUGCAUUGGCUAGAAAACUUAAACUGGAAAACAGAGCUAUCUCCAUGGGUCAGGGACAAGAAGUCCAUGCACGCAAACUAAUUCAGAUGUCAAUGGUACAGGGUGGCUGGGUGUUACUUCAGAAUUGUCAUCUAGGUCUAGAAUUUAUGGAAGAACUUUUGGAGACAUUGAUGACUGCUGAUAUUCCUGAUGAGACCUUCCGAGUUUGGAUAACCACUGAACCACAUGAUAGAUUUCCAAUCACUUUGCUGCAGACUUCAAUAAAAUUCACCAAUGAACCUCCACAAGGUGUACGAGCUGGUUUGAAGAGAACAUUUUCUGGGAUAAAUCAAGACUUGCUUGAUGUCAGCAAUAUGCCUAUGUGGAAACCUCUCCUGUACACAGUGGCCUUCUUGCACUCCACUGUUCAGGAAAGGAGAAAAUUUGGUCCUUUGGGCUGGAAUAUUCCCUAUGAAUUCAAUUCUGCAGACUUCACAGCCAGUGUUCAAUUUAUACAGAAUCAUUUGGAUGAAUGUGACAUUAAGAAAGGGAUAUCUUGGAGCACAGUCCGAUACAUGAUUGGAGAAGUACAGUACGGAGGCAGAGUCACUGAUGAUUAUGAUAAGCGCCUUCUUAACUGCUUUGCAAGGGUCUGGUUCAGUGAGAAGAUGUUUGAAAACACUUUCUGUUUUUAUAUUGGAUAUAAAAUCCCGGUUUGCAAAACUCUUGAGCAAUAUCAAGACUACAUUUCAACUCUCCCUGCCAUGGAUAGUCCUGAAGUCUUUGGUCUUCACCCUAAUGCAGACAUAACAUACCAGAGUAACACAGCAGCUGAUGUCUUGAAUACUAUAACCAAUAUUCAACCAAAAGAGAGUGGAGGUGGAGUAGGAGAAACUCGAGAAGCUAUUGUGUAUAGACUAGCUGAAGAUAUGCUUGAGAAACUGCCCCCUGAUUAUGUACCCCAUGAGGUAAAAGCUCGUUUAAUUAAAAUGGGCCAUCUUAAUUCAAUGAACAUUUUUCUUCGCCAAGAAAUUGACCGCAUGCAAAAAGUUAUCAAAAUAGUCCGAAACAGCCUCCUUGACCUUAAACUAGCCAUAGAAGGAACUAUUAUUAUGAGUGAGAACCUAAGAGAUGCUCUUGAUAACAUGUACGAUGCUCGAAUUCCUCAGCUCUGGAAGCGUGUAUCAUGGGAUUCUUCUACCCUGGGUUUCUGGUUUACUGAACUUUUAGAAAGAAAUUCCCAGUUCCGUAUUUGGAUCUUUGAAGGAAGACCACAUGUAUUUUGGAUGACUGGGUUUUUUAAUCCACAGGGCUUUCUAACAGCUAUGAGACAAGAGGUUACCAGAGCACAUAAAGGCUGGGCUUUGGAUACAGUGACCAUCCAUAAUGAAGUGCUGAAACAGGUCAAAGAAGAGAUCACUGCAGCCCCUCCUGAAGGGGUUUAUAUCUAUGGAUUAUACUUGGAUGGAGCUGGAUGGGAUAGACGUAAUAAUAAGCUUACUGAAUCUACAGCAAAGAUUCUUUUCACUUUACUUCCUGUUGUACAUGUAUUUGCAAUUAACACAACAGGCCCAAGAGAUCCUAAACUCUAUGUUUGUCCCAUUUAUAAGAAGCCAAGAAGAACAGAUUUGACCUAUAUCACUGCAAUCUAUCUAAGAACAACUGUAUCUCCUGAUCACUGGAUACUAAGAGGAGUAGCUCUUCUGUGUGACAUUAAAUAAAUUCUAGUCCUUGGACUACAACAGAAACAUGAAACAUGCUUCAAAAUAUGAGGGCACACAAAUUAUUUUUUCCUUAAAAUUAAAUAUUGUUUCCUCUUUCUAGCAACAUUUGUAUUGUUAUGUUUUGUUCCCUAUUUAUAUUAAAUCUUA